Molecule: messenger RNA, 1041 nt
Organism: Morchella importuna
Lineage: Eukaryota; Fungi; Ascomycota; Pezizomycetes; Pezizales; Morchellaceae
Exons: 5
Coding region: 1-1041 (346 amino acids)
Cellular component (GO): cytosol
Molecular function (GO): hydroxypyruvate reductase [NAD(P)H] activity; NAD binding; glyoxylate reductase (NADPH) activity
Source: RefSeq, a predicted model, not a curated record
AUGACUCGUCCUAUUGCUCUACUGAUUGGUAAUAUCACCCACGCAAAGAAGGAAUGGCAAGCUCUUGCAGAGAUUGCAGAUCUAAAGGAAAUAAUAUCCGGAACUCGCGAAUCUAUACUUGCCGACUUCAAAGCUGGUAAAUAUGACGGUGUCGUAGCGAUCUAUAGAACCUUUGAUUCCGCGCAGUUCACCGGAAGAUUCGACAAGGAACUUAUCUCGACUCUCCCAAGUAGCCUGAAAUUCCUAUGUCAUAACGGAGCUGGCUACGAUCAAAUCGACAUUGAGCCAUGUUCUCAGCGCGGCAUCUUCGUUGCUCAUACCCCCACAGCAGUGGAUGCUGCGACUUCAAACAUCGCAAUUAUGCUUCUACUCCAGACCCUCCGACGCUCUUACCAGGCUGAAAGCUCUCUCCGAAACGGAAAAUGGCGUGGAGACCAGCCACUCGGACACGAUCCUGACGGUAAAAUCUUAGGUAUUCUUGGGAUGGGGGGUAUUGGAACAGCACUUGCGGUACGAGCGGUAGGGUUCGGAAUGAAUAUUGUGUAUCAUAACCGUAAGCCCGUUCCAGAUGAGGCAAACCCGACGGGUGCACGGUAUAUCGCCAGCUUCGAAGAGUUUUUGGGAACAUGCGAUAUCAUCAGUGUCCACUUGCCGCUCACUGAAAAAACGAGGCAUUAUAUUGGCGCAAGAGAGUUCGGGAUGUGUAAGGAUGGUGUGAUAAUUGUAAACACUGCGCGAGGGCCAGUGAUAGAUGAGAAUGCGUUGGUGCAGGCGCUUGAGAGUGGGAAGGUGGGAGGGGCGGGGUUGGAUGUAUUCGAGGAGGAGCCGAAGAUACAUCCGGGGCUGAUGGGGAGGAAUGACUGCAUUUUGUUUCCACAUCUCGGAACAUUCACGUAUGAGUCGCAGCAUAAAAUGGAGAGCUUGGUGAUCAACAACGUUAGGUCCGCGAUAGAGAAGGGGGCACUACUCACGAUGGUACCUGAGCAGAAGGGAAAAAUAGAUGAGAUCAAAUCGAAUGGGCGGGCGUCGCCAAAGUUGUAA